CAUGUAGGUCACACACCUGAGCUGGAUACAACAUGGGCUAUACCUCUUUCAGAUCUAAUUAAGUCUCACUGUUGCUAUAUCUUUCUCUUUCAACUUCACAAUGAAUACCGAAGACCAUUCCAACACCUCCUCCAUCCUCUUCUUUUUACCUACAUUCCACAACUGCUUCUUUUCAGAAUCGUGCCUCGAUCCUUGGUACAUUGCUGCUGGUGUGGUUAUUCUAUUAAGCUCCAUACUCGGCAUCUUGGCAAACAUCAGUGUGACAGGGAAACUCAUUCAGAAUUUGCGCGGUUCCUCCAUGUCGCAGCACCUCAUCUUCAACCUAGCACUGUCGGACCUCCUCUGUCUGCUCAUCCUGGUGGUCGGCAGCAUCGUUUUCUGGACCGGGCUACAUUUAAACCAUUCAAUCUGUCAACUUCUCGUUUAUCUCUUAUUUUUCUGCAACACCACCAACUUAAACAUUCCGGUGCUGAUAAGCAUCCAGAGGUACUACCAGGUUCUGCACCGUGAGAAGUGGAUCGAAGUGACCCCGACACAGCAGAAGAUUUUUUUGUCCUCUGUGUGGCUACUCGGAGCCCUGCUUGGUAUAUUUUUCCUAAGUGAGGUGAAAAUUAAGAAGUGGACGGAUAAGGGCUCCUGCGAGAAUCUCAGCUUCUCACCGGUACAAGAAUGUAUCUACAUCACAUUCACAGUUAUCAGCCAUGUCGUCUCAUUGACCUGCUACUCACUACUUGUUAGAGGGAUCAACCGAAUUCAAAUCUUUGAUAAGAAAAAGCUGAGGAUUACCAAGUUAUUUCUUCACAUCAUCGCUGGUUCCCUGGUAUUUGCUGUCAUUGCUCUGAUGUUUCGCACAGCGUAUGUGACUGUGCGUCUCGCAGCACCGGAAAAACUGCUUUACAUCAGCAAAAUGUUCAUAUUUAUGGAAUGUUUUUACUUUUUCAAGCACUCUCUGAACCCAUUACUGUAUUACUUUGCCUCUCUACAUGAAAGCACCGAUAAGGAAAUCUGCUUCUUCAUGUCUCUUGAUGACAGCUCCUAAUAUGUUCUCCCAUAUUUUUGGCCUCCUCAUUCUAAUGUGGCCUGAUAGCCAUGAAAACUGAUGGAAAAAUAUGGAUCCUUUGUAUGGACAAAAGAAUUUGGAUCUUUUUUACUGGACUGUGUGACUAAAUGACUAAAUGUAUCAAGUUAAAUACUAAAGUGACUGAUUAGCUCAUUUUCCUGUGGUAUGAUUAUUCUGCCUUCACAUUUUAUCACCUAUUAGGCUGGAGCCUAAAUCCAGGUUACACCCUGGACAGGUCGCCAGUCUAUCGCAGCGCUAACACAUAGAGACAGACAACCAUUCACAUUCAUAUUCAUACCUACAGCCAAUUUAAAACCCAGUUAAGUUAACUCAUCUGAACUGUUGGAGGAAGCACGGAGAAAAAACACGCAACUACAGAGAAACAAGCUAGCCAGUGGAUUCAAACCCAGGACCUUUUUGCUGCAAGGCAACUGGACUGCCACCAUCCUGCUCUACAGUUUAUUACAUAAUAUUCAUUAUAUUAUGCAUGGCCAAAACACUGUACCACAUCCAAAACUAAUAGAUAGAUCUGUUAUUUUGGUUCUUUAAAUCUCAAACUUUGUUUGCUUCACUGAAAGAAUGGGCACAUAAAAAAAUAAAACGAUCUAAUAAGGAGAUCUAUUUGGAGAUGAGACUUAUUGUGUUUUGAGCAAAUAAAAUCAGACUUUUAAUGUUUAUGGUGCAUUUAUGUGCUGUUUAAUGAAUGCGAAAUAUGGUUCUGACUCCAAACACGUCACGCGAACCCUCUCUAACUGAGUGAGCAACUUAGAAAGACUGUAAAAUGUUUUGUUUGGUUGAUAAUCAACUUUUAAUUUUGAUUGGUACAGAAUUUUGGACCAGUUUUUAUUUUCUAACGCAGCUUUGGGUUGUAACUGUUAGCCGCACUAGGCACAGACAAGUUAUUUUUAACAGCAGCAAGUAGAGCAGCAAUAUUUAUUUAUCACAGGCUCUAAAUAGCUAACAGCAUGUUGUUUAAAAUACAAAACAUCUUUGUAGUGUUAAUGUAGUUUUAUGACACGGGAAACUUCCUGACUUCAAAUCUCAUAAUCCCAUAUUUUAUUUACAAUAGAACAUUAAAACAUGUUGAACGAUUAUUUAACAAAAGUCUGUAUUUAUCUGGGAACUGAGGAGAUCAGCUGCUGGAAUUUUGGGAGAAUAUUUUUCAUUUCAUAAUGCUCCAGAUGUUUUCAGUGGGUGAAAGGUCUGGACAGCAGCCAGGCCAGCUCAGCGCCCUGACUCUUCUACUACUAAGCUAUGCUGUUGUAAUAAAUGCAGCAUGAGGCUUAGCGUUGUAUUGCUGAAACGUGCAAGGCUUUCACUAAAAUAAAUGUUGUCUGGAUGGGAGCAUAUGUUGCUCUGCAUUUGUGGAUGGCACUGUGACAGCAAAAGUUCUUUUUGGGGGGAUGUGUUGCUGCCAUCAGAUUCUAAAUGAGCUAAUAUUUGUCAUGCAGUAGUAAAACGUUCUAGUUUAAAUACUUUCUGUGAUUCACUGUGAACAAAAUGUGGUUUCAUGAGGUUUGUAAAUCAUUGCAUUCUGUCUUUAUUUGCAUUUUACACAGCGAUGAUGACAACCUGAGAAGAAUGAAAAGUUACAUUUAUAGUGUUAGUCUGCAGCUUAGCGUGUUAACAUUAGCACUAAAUGCAAACUGCACUUAAGGCUAAAUCAAAUGCAUUAACUACACUGAAUAGUCACUUUAUUAGGUACAGCUUGCUAGGAGCAGGUUUGACCUCUUUGUUCUGAUGGUGGAUCUAAUUCUAACGACUGCGAGUUCAGCAAAUUCACUGUUAUGCUCAAGAAACCAGUUUGAGAUGAUUCAAGCUUUGUGACAUGGAAUGAUAUCCUGGUGGAAGAAGAUGGAUGCACUGUGGUCAUAAAGGGAUGGGCAUGGUCAGCAACUAUAUUCAGGUAGGUUGGGCAUUUAAAUGAGGCUCAGUUGGUACUAACUGUGCCAAGAAAAUAUCUUUACACUGUAAUCAGCAGCCUGAACUGUUCAUACACGCUGGAUGGGUCAGUUCAAAGUUUGCUCAUUCUCCUCUGACCUCAAAGAAGGAUAUCUGUAUAUCUUCUCUUUUUUACGAAAUCAGUGCAAAAUUAGAAACUUUUGAGCACUUAAUACAAAAGCGAGCAUCCGCCUACCCGUCAUGAGGCGAGACACAAAGGUCUCGGUGAGCUGCAGGAAACCG
Haplochromis burtoni (Burton's mouthbrooder) is the source of this 3244-nucleotide messenger RNA. RefSeq names its product delta-type opioid receptor. Lineage: Eukaryota; Metazoa; Chordata; Actinopteri; Cichliformes; Cichlidae. Gene Ontology annotation, biological process: neuropeptide signaling pathway. Gene Ontology annotation, cellular component: membrane. The record is from RefSeq and is a predicted model, not a curated record. The transcript has 2 exons. The coding region runs from base 101 to 1039 and encodes 312 amino acids. Gene Ontology annotation, molecular function: G protein-coupled peptide receptor activity.